Messenger RNA from Trichoderma harzianum CBS 226.95, 960 nucleotides. RefSeq lists its product as hypothetical. The transcript has 3 exons. The coding region runs from base 1 to 960 and encodes 319 amino acids. Gene Ontology annotation, molecular function: guanyl-nucleotide exchange factor activity. The record is from RefSeq and is a predicted model, not a curated record. Gene Ontology annotation, cellular component: cytoplasm. NCBI's taxonomy places the organism in Eukaryota, Fungi, Ascomycota, Sordariomycetes, Hypocreales, Hypocreaceae.
AUGAAUCUUUUCGCAACAGGCUUCAAUGCCUGGAACCAGCUUUCUAUAUCGCAAAAGAUCCUCACAGACGAACCUCAUGACCUCUUCGCCUUUACAAAAGUUCUUUCAGCAACAGCCAUUGAACGGCCAGUCUCGCGCCUCACUUACACCAUUGUUCGACAAGAUGGGCGCCUCAUCGUCGCCGGCCUCGCCCCCGAGCCUCAGCAUCUCGAGCUCCUCUACACGUCAGCCGAAAACACCUCCGGCCAAAUCCUAACCAUUGUCCAAGACAAAAACACCCACGACAGCAACAAGCUCGUCAAGCACUCGUCAGUAUCAUCCCCCAAACCUGACGCCAUCUUCCCUUGCACCCCUCCAGCGACGCAAAUCGCCGCCUUCAGCACCGGCUUCGUCAUCCUCCACUCCAACGGCACCGUCUCUACCUUUGGCGACUCUCGUUUCGAAACUUGUCUAGGAAGAGACAUCGAUCCGCCAAACCGACCGUCUGAAACCCCGGGCCCGGUACCCGAUCUCCAUGAAAUCGCCUCGGCUGACGAUCCCGUCAAAUGCGUCACGGCUGGCGGAACCGCCGUUGCGGCUCUGACGACGAGCGGCAGUGUCUACGUAUGGGGCUCUUCUAGUACUUCGUCGACGACGUCAAAGGCAUCAGGCAGUUCUCAUCAUCAUCAUCGCCGAGGACAUGCUUUCCAGCAACUCUCUGGCAUGCCCAACUAUACAGAAAUCGACGACGGGAAAGACGUCGUAGAUGUUGCUCUCGGAGAGUCACACGCCAUCGCACUGACAGCGGAUGGCCUCAUUUACGUCAUUGGUGAGAAUAACAAUGGCCAGCUUGGGAUUGGUAAGGCUAUUGAGAGAGCAGAAGAAUGGGUCAAUGUGCCCUUUGAUGCUACCGAGAGUUCCAAGAUAGUAGGAGUGGCUGCUGGUCCGCGGGCAUCCUUUAUUCUAACUGCCAAGACAUAG